Messenger RNA from Pestalotiopsis fici W106-1, 1374 nucleotides. RefSeq lists its product as uncharacterized. The record is from RefSeq and is a predicted model, not a curated record. NCBI's taxonomy places the organism in Eukaryota, Fungi, Ascomycota, Sordariomycetes, Amphisphaeriales, Sporocadaceae. Bases 1 to 1374 code for a protein of 457 amino acids. The transcript has a single exon.
AUGGCUUGCUGGGCGUCGCUCCCGGCAGAACUGGCGCAGGAAAUAGUGCACCUUGCCCUGGAAGCAGACGCCGAUUCAGCCCCCAAGUUUGCCACUAUUUCGCGCGUUUGGCAGAUCUUUGUUGAGCAAAAGACCUUCUCGAGCAUCAGAAUACGAUCCACGCAGGUACCAGAGCUACACAACAUGAUGACUCCCUUUCGGCAGUCUCUUGUCCGCAACAUCAACUUUGAGGUCAUACUUGCAGAAUACGACAUGAAAAGAUGCAAGGAGAAAGAGACUGAGGAGGAACAGGAACAGAACAGUCGCUCCUUUACGGUUGGCAUGUUCCAACUCUUCGAUCACUUGGCCACCUGGACGUCAAUGAGUGGUGGGAAAGCUGAACAGCAACCCCGUGUGUCUCUUAAAGUCUCGUCGUCUUCGCCUAGCGAUUCGCAGUCUGAUACUCCUCUCGUCGGUUCUGUUGCAUGUGCAAAGCGUCGAUGGCGGUGGGGAACAUCGAUUCUGGAGCUCGUACAAGACGACAAGCGAAAUCUACCCUUGCUCCUGGGUAUUUCUGAGUUUCUUUGCGAUAAGAAUUACUACCCUUGCCGCAAAAUCAGUCUCAAGGCCUGUUGUGACAUUUUCGCCCGGCUACCCAACGUACAGACAUUGGAAUUCUAUUCUCCAGAUGAUGGCGGCAGUCGCCUGCCUCGAGACUUCAUUGCGGGUUUGCAAAUGAUUCCCAACUCCGUUCGGCAUGUCACUCUCCUUCACAGCCGACACGACCGCGGCGCAGUCCCUUGGGGGUUUCGCCCACAUCCCGGGAAUUCAUGGGCUCCCGGUCCACUCAGUGUCGCAUUGUACCACUUGGCGCGCCGCUUAGUAAAGCUCGACAUUGACUCCGAUUGUAUAUAUCCAGAAUUCUUUUGGCCAGUCUCCGCCAUGAUGAUAUCCUCACGUAGCCCUGAACAACCUCUUUAUUUCCCGUACCUUGAGGAGAUUCGCUUCGGUAAGCUUAAUGUUUCUUCAUCCCAGGUCUUCAAGGGCCCCAACCUGCGUUUUAAAUAUCCCUUCGAUAUCUACCUCCUUGCAACGGCGCAAGUAGUUCGAGAAAUGCCAAGGUUGAAGCGUUGCGUCAUAGAAUGGGAUUUCCGGGCGUUAUACCAAGGACUCGAGUAUCAAAUUUUCAGAGAUGGUGCCCCUCGAGCACUAUUGACCGUGUGGGGUGAGCCGCCAAUCCCGCUCUCGGGCAGGGUGAAAAACGCAUGGCUCAGAACAACAGAAGUUCUUCUUGGAUCUCGUGAUAAGAUGGAGGUCAAACUACGAGAUGAUAUAGAGCGGGAUCCUCAUCUUGACAAAGUAGACCCAAUAACUUUCACUAGUUACACGACAUAA